AUCGAGCGCAAAAAUGGAUUUGAAUAACACUAAAUUAUCAUUAAGGGAAGAAAUUAAGCAAAAUUGGGAUACACUUCCUGUGAAAUACGAUAAUUUUAAGGAAUUAUACGCUCCUGUGCACGAAGAAGAUGAUAAUAUUGAACAAAUACAGAAAAAGAGAAAUUUUGAAAACACGUUAAAAUAUGCGAUAACAAGAAAAUCUCUUUCACCGCCAAUCAAAACGAGCUCUAAAGAAAGUUUGACAAGAUCAUUUAAAUCUCAAAUAAUCCAAAAAGAACACAUUGAAAGCAUCAAAAAGGAAAACAGCGAGAAGCAGGCGUUAAUUAAACGGAUGGAUGAAGCUAUCGAAGCUUUAGAAAAAGUAAUUGAAAAGGAAGAAAGGCCUGAAAACGAAAAGGAAGUAGAACAAAAAGUUUUAUUAACAUUGGUACAAAAGGAUUUUAUCAAGCAACAACGAUUUUUAGUGACAGCUGUAACAAAACUUUUCAAGGGACACGAAAAAGAAGCAAAUUUCAUAUUGAAUGAGUUAUUCGACGCGCACUUCGAAGAUGUUGAUAAGUUUAUCGACGUGACGCAACGUAAUGAGGAAAUUGUAAAAAUAUUGGUAGAAUCUUGUUUGGUUGAACGUUUCAACGAAAACUCGAACAAGAUAAAAUUACGUCCUAUUCUGUAACAAUUUUUAUCGCAUUUUCUUUUGGUUCAUUAAAUGCUUUCUCAGUUUAAGUUGCUUAUCACGGAAACUACUCUUUAUCUUGCGAUGUUCUUUGUGUCGGAUCAUCUGGAAGUUCUUGUUCUUGCGUUUCUCACGAUUUGUCUUCGAGCAAUGGAUAUUCAAACGACCAUCUUUGUAUCCGAAUUUCUCUCUGCCUUCUCGACCUUUUUGCAUGCUCUCCAAUCGAGCUUGUUUAUCUGUGCGACGUUUCUUGUAAAUCAUUUCGAUGUCAUCUAACUUGACGAAUUCCUGACGUUCUUGUUCCAAUGGGCGUUUACGAGCAUUUGUUACCUUUUUCUUCACAAGCUCUGCUUCGAUUCUUGCGAAAUCCUCAUCCGUGAAAAUACGUGUGAGAGCAAUUUCUUUUGCUGCUUCCUUUUCGUCGAGAAUUUGAACGCCGGAAUUUUCCUUUUCUUUAUCGACAGUGACUUCAGUAGAUUUUUCUCCUUUUUCUGAUUCGUUUUCUUCCUCUUCUGAAUCUUUGUCUUCUUCUUCUUCAGAAUUUUCUUCGUCUUCAGAAUCGUUUUCUUCUUCAUUUUCAUCAUUUUCGUCUUCUUCAUCUGAACAAGUUUCGAAAUCGCUUCCAAAAUCUUCUCCAUCAUCGUCGCUAACAUCAACCCAUU
Molecule: messenger RNA, 1335 nt
Organism: Culicoides brevitarsis
Lineage: Eukaryota; Metazoa; Arthropoda; Insecta; Diptera; Ceratopogonidae
Exons: 3
Coding region: 14-673 (219 amino acids)
Source: RefSeq, a predicted model, not a curated record